Messenger RNA from Oryzias melastigma (Indian medaka), 5224 nucleotides. It is a transcript of the gene mast3a, whose product is annotated as microtubule associated serine/threonine kinase 3a. Lineage: Eukaryota; Metazoa; Chordata; Actinopteri; Beloniformes; Adrianichthyidae. The record is from RefSeq and is a predicted model, not a curated record. Gene Ontology annotation, biological process: intracellular signal transduction; peptidyl-serine phosphorylation. The transcript is spliced from 26 exons. Gene Ontology annotation, cellular component: microtubule cytoskeleton. Gene Ontology annotation, molecular function: ATP binding; protein serine/threonine kinase activity; protein binding. Bases 523 to 4671 code for a protein of 1382 amino acids.
UACCCGGGGGGCCGGACCUGGCUCUGACACAUGUGGAUUAAGGGGAAAAACAUUUUUUUUACUGCCCUUUUCCAACUGUGAGCCCCAUUCCACUGAAAUCCUGUGCACGCCCCUGCUCAUCGUGACGAGUUGGGAGUGAGAAUUCCGACAGCAUUUGAACACAACUCGUGCUCCUCCUUUCCACACUGACGCGGCUGCGCAGUGCAGUGACCAGUGCAUUGCUGCAAAGUUUGUGUUCCCCUUCAUCGGGAUAAAGUGUCGUGGAUGCGCCUCGUUGAGAGCAGCGCGGUACAGAGGUUUCCCUGAGCUCGGGGAGCGUUAGAGCGGCUAUGGGCGUCCCGGGCUCCGGGCCCGUCGGAGGCGCUCCAGCUGAGGUCCGGGGUCUUUCUUCGCCCAAACUAAAAUGAGUUUCCGCUGUAAGACAGAAGGCCUAGCCUCCACCCAUAGAAAAAUUAACGCCGAAGAUGCCCCCCCACCCUAAAAGAUUCCUGUCUUAGCCUUUGAUUUAGCUUAAGCCUCACAAUGUCGGAUCAAAACUACUACUGGACCGUGCUGCCGAGCUACAAAACCAGCUUUGUGACUGGAGCCAUGAUGAAAAGAUCCAAAAGCAAGAACAAGAAGAAAAGAGGCCUGGUGGGAACGCCAUCACCAACGCUCUCACGGCCGCUUUCACCUCUCCCAACCACCAAAGCAGGGUGCAGUCCUUCGGAAAGCCCCAGAAAUGCAUCUACCAACACAUCUACCAACUCACAGUUUUCCCGCAGCAGAACAGAUGGCAGACGGUGGUCUAUUCCCUCAUCUGGAUACUGCACAAAUGCACACAGCUCAUCAGUGUCGAUUUCUUCUUCCCAGGAGCUUUUGCACCAGUUGCCUUUUCAACCCACUCAAGAUGAUCUCCACUUCCUCUUCAAGCGGUUUCGCAGCACAGAAAGCUUGCACGAUGAAGAAGCCGGCAGCGCCAUCCAUCCUCAUCGAUAUCGUUCUCGCAGUCUAAGUCCUGGAAGGAGCUGUGGAACUCUUGACAAUGAGGUGAUCAUGAUGAAUCAUGUCUACAAAGAACGCUUUCCAAAGGCCACGGCUCAGAUGGAGGGUCGUCUACUGGACGUCAUUUCAGAGUAUUGUCCUGACACCGCUCUACCCCUGGCUGAUGGGGUCUUAGGCUUCAUUCAGCACCAGCUGGUGGAGCUUGCUAGAGACUGUCUGGACAAGUCCAAGAGUGGUCUGGUCACCUCCAGCUACUUUGUGGAGCUACAGGAAAAACUGGAGAAGUUGCUGCAUGAGGCAUACGAGAGGUCAGAGAGCGAGGAAGUGACCAUCAUCAUUAAACUGGUCAGAAAGAUUCUCAUCAUCAUCUCCAGGCCUGCUAGACUGCUCGAGUGUCUGGAGUUCGAUCCCGAGGAGUUUUACCAGCGUUUGGAGGCAGCUGAAGGUCACGCAAAGGUAGACCAAGGCAUCAAAACGGAUAUUCCCAAAUACAUCGUCAGUCAGCUCGGUCUCAACAAAGAUCCAAUCGAAGAGAUGAUAAAUCUGGAACAAACCAGUCCAAGUCAGAGAGCAAGCAGAGAAGCUGAAGAUUCUGGGGAGGGGACACCUCUGCAGAGCAGAGCAGUCCACACGUCUACUCGUCGGAAACCCUUGGAAGGGGACUUUGAGACGAUAAAGCUGAUUAGCAACGGGGCCUAUGGAGCAGUUUAUCUGGUGCGACACAAGGAGACCCGCCAGCGAUUUGCUAUGAAGAAAAUCAACCGUCAAAACUUGAUUCUCAGGAACCAGAUCCAGCAGGUGUUUGUUGAACGGGACAUACUCACUUUUGCUGAGAACCCAUUUGUGGUUUCCAUGUUCUGCUCUUUUGAGACUCGCAGACACCUCUGCAUGGUCAUGGAAUAUGUGGAAGGUGGGGAUUGUGCCAGUCUGUUGAAGAACAUUGGCGCUUUGCCUGUAGAUGUGGCCAGGAUGUACUUUGCAGAAACUGUCCUGGCUUUAGAGUACCUUCACAACUAUGGCAUCGUGCACAGAGACCUCAAACCUGACAACUUGCUAAUCACUUCAAUGGGACACAUCAAGCUGACAGAUUUUGGACUGUCAAAGAUUGGUUUAAUGAACAUGACGACUAACUUGUAUGAGGGACAUAUAGAGAAAGACACCAGGGAAUUUAUUGACAAGCAGGUGUGUGGAACUCCAGAGUACAUUGCUCCAGAGGUAAUCUUGAGGCAGGGUUAUGGAAAACCGGUGGACUGGUGGGCCAUGGGUGUCAUCCUUUAUGAGUUUCUUGUUGGAUGUGUGCCGUUCUUUGGAGACACACCAGAGCAACUCUUUGGUCAAGUUGUUAAUGAUGAGAUCAUCUGGCCGGACGAGGAGGACGCUCUGCCAUCGGACGCUGAAGAUCUGAUAUCCAGACUGCUGAGGCAGAACCCUAUGGAUCGUUUAGGAACGGGUGGAGCCAACGAGGUGAAGAUGCACAUCUUUUUCUUGGGUUUAGACUGGAACAGCCUCUUGAGGCAGAAAGCAGAGUUUGUACCUCAACUAGAGUCAGAGGAGGACACCAGCUACUUUGACACACGGUCCGAGCGCUACCGUCACCUUGGCUCAGAUGAUGAGGAAACAAAUGAUGAUGAGUCUUCUGCAGAGCUGCGACAAUUCUCCUCUGUUGCUCAUCGUUUCAGCAAAGUUUACAGCAGCACCGAGCAUCUCUCCAGCUCCAUCCCAUCCAACCCCAGGCUGUUACUGUUGGACAGAAGCCACAGCGAGGAGAAGAAUGAGAGCUGGGAGAGCAGGGGCAUCCCGUCUCCUAGUGACGGUCUGAAACCUUUAGCUUUUGGGGACAAGAAUUUAGAUGGACACAGGAGAUGUCUUCGUCCUCGUGCUUCAUCCAGCUCCUCUCAGUCCGACCGUAGUGGAACUCUCAGCUUUGAUACCACUCCCCCGUCUGCUGCCUCUGCUGAGCAUUUGGAGGAAGAAAUGGUUUCCAACUUGAGCCGCAUUCGUCUCCGGAGCAACAGUACCGGCACAAGGCCAACUUUCCGGAGGGGAGCAUCCCGGCGCAUGGCACAGCAGCUCGAGAGCCCCGAAAAACCCAGAACCUCGUCUGGAAAAAUGCCCAAGUCUGCUUCAGUUUCAGGGUUAUCGCUAAUCAUUACUCCAGAUGACUCGACGUUUCCUCCUUCAAGCCCCAAAUCUUCGCUGUCUUCAAACCCCUCAUCCAGAGACUCGUCUCCCAGUCGGGACUUGUCCAUCAGCAUCAGCUGUCUCAGGCCUCCAGUAAUCAUUCACUGCUCUGGGCGGAGGCUGGGAUUCACGCUGCGCGCCAUCAGGGUCUACAUGGGUGACACCAACAUCUACACUGUUCAUCACAUGGUCUGUAGUGUUGAAGAUGGCAGUCCAGCUCAUGAGGCUGGAGUAAGAACUGGUGACCUCAUCACUCAUGUCAACGGGGAGUCGGUCCAAGGACUUCUACACACUGAGGUGGUGGAGCUCCUGCUCAAGAGUGGAAACAAGGUGACUCUACAAACAACAGCACUAGAGAACACUUCUAUCAAAGUGGGCCCAGCCCGAAAAGCGAGUUAUAAAGCCAAAAUGGCCAGACGCUGCAAAAAGAGCAAGAAAAAGGACGGACAAGACAGCAGGAGACGCAGCAUCCUGAAGAAACUGUCAAAGCAUCCAGCGACCCCGCCCAUGCACAGCAGUCCCAGCUGCUCUUCAGGAUUUCAGCAGUCAUCCAGCGAUAGCCUUUCUGGUUCCCCCACACAGAGCCUCUCUUCAGGGCCGUCUACACCAUCUUGCUCUCCUGCUCCUGACCACUCUGGGGAUUCCAGUUCCUCUCCAUGCUCAAGUUCCCCUAACUCUCCAGUGCCACAAACUCGUCCAAGCUCACUUCAUGUUUUGGGACGUUACACCAAAGCUGGACGUUGCAAGUCGACCAGCAGCAUCCCUCCUUCUCCGCUGGCUUGUGCCCCUGUUUCCCAGCCUCUGUCUCCACAGUGCUCUGCAUCCUCCCUGACAAGUCAUCCGAAAUCCCUGCAAGGCUUUCAUGGCAAAACAUUAUCCCCUCCCACUAUUGCCCGUCAUUCCGUACGCACCCACAGCGUCGAGCCACCACGCUCACCGCUGAUCAAGAGAGUUCAGUCAGCAGAGAAGCUGAUGGGAGAGAAGAAAGGUAGUUACCAUGGAGAUAAGAAGUCCUAUAGCUCACGCCUCUAUACCUUGGAGAUGCCUCUGCCUGAAGGUGAAGGACUGGAGGAGGAAGAUGGGGGCUCCACAACAAGUUUUGUGUGUAUCAAUGAACACAGUCAGAAGGGUUUGUAUCUCAGGGGGCAGAAGGACCAGCAGGAUGCAUCUGGUGGAGGCAGUGACCCUCACUGCUCCACGGCACCACCACCACACAGAGGAAGCAGCCAGCAUUCCAACAAGGUGGUGGCGAUGAGGAAGCUCGUCCGAUCGGAGCGCAGGGACUCUUUCAAGAAACAAGAGGCUGUGCAGGAAGUAAUCGUUGAUGAAUCGGAUGAAGGAGAGGCAUCCCCGUGCACAAACCCUCCUGUUUCCCAGUCAGGCGCAUCAAAGGUUCAACAGAUCAACUCGAUGAAGACAGAAUCCAGCGUGGAUCAGAGAGCAAAAGGAUCGCACUCACACCAGCGAGCAGGGUCAAAAAAAAAGUUUGGAAAUUCGUUCAGAUAAAUGAGACAAUAUCACCUGAAGGUGCUAACAUUUAAAAGAAAAGGUCAAAUUUAGCAGGUCAAGAACAAACAACGUAUUGUCUUCUUUUUCUCUUAUAUCACUGUGAUGCCUGUAACUGGCUUACUUUAGGAAUAUUUUUGUUUUUAAAGAAUCACAGUUAAAAUUUAGAUGUUUUUUUAAUCUGCAAUACUGUGGACAUUUAAAGCCAAGUUUGCUGCACAGAAGGGCAGACGUCAUUUUUUUAACUGUGUGUGUUUCAUAGACUGUCCCAAUUUAGCCUUGUACCAUGUGUACUGUAGAGUUUCAUAAUAGGUUUCUUGCUGCAUUCUCAAGUCUGUUAAGCAAGUUAGGUUUGUUGAUGCAAAAUAUUCAUUUCAUUUUUAUUGGAUUUUUCAGUACUAAAAUGGUGAAGUGCAAUUUAAAGCAUAGUUGUGUUGCCAAAGUGUGGCUGAUUUGAACUGUUUAAAAAAAAUCGUGUUGCAUUUGUGCCGCAUGUAACUUCCAUAACUCAACAUGCAGAUGUGAAAAUAAACUGAUCGUUGGUCUACUGAUA